Molecule: messenger RNA, 3777 nt
Organism: Oreochromis aureus
Lineage: Eukaryota; Metazoa; Chordata; Actinopteri; Cichliformes; Cichlidae
Gene: slc25a17l
Product: peroxisomal membrane protein PMP34
Exons: 9
Coding region: 272-1222 (316 amino acids)
Cellular component (GO): peroxisomal membrane
Molecular function (GO): AMP transmembrane transporter activity; NAD transmembrane transporter activity; coenzyme A transmembrane transporter activity
Source: RefSeq, a predicted model, not a curated record
ACAAAAGAAGAAGAAGAAACUGUCCAAUCAGCGGCAUGUUGGGAGGAACUAUCCCACCGACCAGGAGAGUGAACCCAAUCUGACAGUUUUCCUCUUUCUUCUUUGGUUUCUGUUUCUUGUCGCUUUUCAGCUUCUUGUAACAUGAAGUUGUGAGUAAUUAUUGUUUAAAACGUUUCCACUGUUCGGAAAACCCGGACACCUUCCAUUGGGUUCACGGCAGUUACUUCCCGGUGUUUAGCUUGUGUGGUUGGACCGGGGUGAGCCUGCAGAGAUGUCCGACAACGGUGGCUCGGCUGUCGGCCUCCUAUCCUAUGAGACGCUGGUUCAUGCUGUGGCAGGUGCAAUGGGGAGUGUGACAGCUAUGACCGUCUUCUUUCCUCUGGACACGGCCAAAAGCAGACUCCAGGUGGAUGAGAAGAGAAAGUCGAACUCAACUCCAGUCAUUCUGGCUGAGAUAGCAAAGGAAGAAGGCUUUCUGUCACUAUACAGAGGCUGGUUCCCAGUUAUCUCCAGCCUUUGCUGCUCCAAUUUUGUCUACUUCUACACGUUUAACUCGCUGAAGAAGAUGAUGGCAUCUGGUCCAGGCCAGUCCAGACCUGGGAAAGACUUGCUCAUUGGAAUUGUGUCAGGAGUGGUGAAUGUGAUCCUGACCACUCCCAUGUGGGUGGUCAACACUCGACUGAAGAUGCAGGGGGUAAAGUUCAGAAACGAAGACCUCCACCAGACUCACUACAAAGGCAUAUUUGAUGCUUUCUCACAGAUCAUAGCCAACGAGGGGGUGGGAACUCUGUGGAACGGCACUUUGCCCUCUCUCGUCCUCGUCCUCAACCCUGCUGUGCAGUUCAUGAUUUAUGAGGCCAUGAAGAGGAAGGCAGGCAGAGGAGGGAGGAAGAUAUCCUCGGCAAAGAUUUUUCUCAUUGGAGCCAUUGCCAAGGCCAUCGCUACCACUGCCACGUAUCCUCUGCAGACAGUUCAGGCCAUACUGAGGUUUGGCCAGUACAAAAGUGACGCCAAGGGUGGUGGUGUGAUGGGGAGCCUUUCUAACAUUUUGUUCCUGCUCAUGGACCGGAUCAAGAAGCACGGCGCUCUCGGUUUGUACAAAGGCCUGGAGGCCAAGCUGCUACAGACGGUACUGACGGCUGCCCUCAUGUUUGUUGUGUAUGAGAAGAUCGCUGCAGUGACCUUCAGAAUCAUGGGCAUGAACAAGAAACUGAAGCACUGAAGACGGCUACCUGAACACAGCAAACCAUCAGUGCACUCAUCCUCAGUAGGUUUAAAAGCCUGCUGAUGCUAUUACUAACAUUAUGAAUUGUUUCCGUCGCAUAGGCACAAUAAUAUGAGCCCGCAUUGGUGCCUUGGGAGCCCCACAUUCCUAUUCCAUUCCCAAAUUAUAUAACAUAACCAGAGGGGGGUUUAAUUAUUGCUGUUGUUAACCUUUAACUGCGAACAUCUGUGCAUACACAUCCUCUCCACUGGUGCAUUUCUCUUGGUUCAGCAUGAUCCUGCAGGGACUAAAGUUAACUGAGUUUAUGUGACAAAGAAAAACAUACAGACAUCAUUUAUUAGUUUGGUUUGCUGUAUAAUAUCUUCUAGUGUGAGGUGAGUUAUACAGGUCCUAUAUUGAGUAACUGUUUGAAAAGACAAAAGGAAAAAGAACACCUUUUAAAGAGCUGAACUUUCUACUGUUAAAAAAUAAGCUCUCUGUCAGGUGCUGAUUUAUUUUUAAACAGUUUAGGCAAAAGCACACACAAAUACACCUGUUUGCCCUCUUCCUGAGAGAUGAUCCUGGUUGCACUGAAAGACUGAUACAGCUCUCGUGGAAAUAUACAUGCUUUUUAAGAAAUUACUGGUUCAAAUCAAUGUGCCAGACUAGCUGCUUUCCCCUGGUCCCAGUUUUUGUCAUGAGGCUGCUGUAGUUUCAUAUUUCACUAUAGGAGAUGAAUGAUAUUUGUCUUUACAUUUACAUUUUCAUAUGAAUUUGAAAAAGUGUAUUUCAAUUUAAGACUUUUACUUAAUGUUUGAGCUUUAUUGCACGUGAUGAUAAGUUUACUGCUGCCUUAAUCUAAACCACUGGACCAUUCUUUACAUACACUUAAGUUUUUAACUGUGAAUUUAUCCAGUUGUGAAAUCCUGCAAGAUGGAAACCUCAUUAAAUUAAUUUAAUAUAAAUUGAGGGAAAAGCACAGUGAAUAUGUGUCCGCACAUGCUGCAGUAGUUGUAGGUACCAAGUGCCUCUGAACGUAAUGCAUUAUGAAAAAAAAAAACUGUAUGAACUGAUAUACAGACGGGUGACAAAUUAAAGGAAAAAACCAAGCUAAAAAUCUUAGUUGUGCAUGUAUUUUCAUCAAGUCUUUGGACCUUUAAAGGGAUAAACAGUAUUCUUCCAAAGGACAUACCCUCAUUAUGUUGCUGGUGGUGGAGUACAACGACUAACACCUACACACAAAUUCUCUCAAAUUGGCUUGUUUUGUGAUCUUCUGACUGCAAAAGCUGUAGCUUCUGAUUCUUACGGUGUGUUCAUGAAACCACUCAGAGUAUAAUAUUUCCUCACUGCAGGAAUUAGGUUUGUUUCCCCCAUAGACUGAAUAUAAAACGUGGAUGGAGCCACUAUCAACCACUGAUUAGCUUUGGGCUCAGCAUUUUAAGGUUUUGGCUGCUAAAAUGUUGUUGUUAUCAAGUUUUGGUGGUUUUUUGAGCUUUGAUAGUUUACUACUGGUGAGAUUAUUACACAACAAAAGACACCAAGGCCACAAAAGCUGGUUAAGCCGAGCAGACAUCUGUGUCGGCACGUACCUGUAACUCAGCGUGGCCACACCUCUUACUUUUGAGCUUUUGUAAAGUUUAUAUAAGAAAGCAACCAUGUGAAGCUAUAAAGACUGGGGCUAACAGGUUAUAAAGACAAAAAGAAAUUGUAUCAGGUUGUAAACACGUUUAUUUUUGUUGUAAAGCUGGGCAUUUUAACAUCAAAGGUUACAGGGUUUUGACUCUUUUGAAGCCAGUCUCACUCUCACUCUAAAGAGCUGCAGGUUUUGGCACUUUUUCCUUUUUAUGCUUGUCGAUGGUUUAAUUCUUUUUUUUGUCACUCGUUUGUAAGUUAUUCAGUGACUGUUGAUCUACACAAACACUUGAUUUUUUCUACUGUUUUCAAUAUCACAGUGUUUGAUGUGCACACUUUUUCUUUCACACAGAUGUCUUCCAUUAUUUCUAUCAGUUCCCUGCGAGUAGUGUAAACUUGUAAAGGAUCGCAGUGAUUCACAGUAUUUGUCACAGUACUUUCUCUCUCUAAUGUGGUAAAUGACAGUUAAUGCUGCCUUUCAACUUGAUGCCAGUUGACAGUUGAUCCACUCCUCCUGCUGCUGUUGUUGUUAAACUAGUUUUUCUCUCUUUACGUCUUGGUUAUAACCAAGAGAGGCGCUUCCUUUUAACACCGUAGCACUUAGACCUUUUAUUGUACUAUAGCCAAGUGACACAUUUACCAGAUUUCAGCUCCUCUGUAAGUUGUCACUUACUUUUGGUAGCAGUUAGGAAAAACAGCUCCAACUGUUUUUUUUUUUUUGUUGUUGUUUUUUUUAAUUAAAGCUUUACAAUUUUGCUUUUUAUAUUUUACAAAAUGAACUUUGUUUACAUCCAGUUCUUAUCUGAUAUCAUCUUGACUCAUUUACAAGAAAAAAACCAAACCAAAACGCAGAUUUUCUAAUUUUGUUUAAAUAAACAUUACAGUGUUUGUGGGUUUUAAAUUAUUGUUAUAACCAGGGAAUAAUAAAGAUUGAGAAACAA